AUGCACUGCGAUUUGCCGUGGCAACGGGAGAAGGAUAAAUCUCGAUUGGAAAUGAAAAAAAUGAACAUAAGCGAUAAAGAUUUGUUAUGCCAUUUUCCAGAAGAACUACAUCCGAUAGUGUCGCAUUUACGCGAUUUGAAUUGUUACAAUCGACCUGACUAUUCAAUGAUCCAUCAGUGUUUCCUAAAACUGAUCAAGCGGAUUGGCGUAGAGUAUGAUGAUCGUUAUGACUGGGAAUCUGAAUUGCAGCUUCAGUAUAUUGUAAGUUUAUCUUCGUUUUUGGGUCAUCUACUCCCUGAGCUUUAG
Gongylonema pulchrum is the source of this 306-nucleotide messenger RNA. The record is from the annotation of a GenBank genome assembly. Lineage: Eukaryota; Metazoa; Nematoda; Chromadorea; Rhabditida; Gongylonematidae.